AAUAGAGCUGCUGAGCACUGCGGUGUUUGUCGUCUUCGCUGCUUCGUCACCUCACGUCUCGUAAGAAGCGCUCGACGCUGUUUCUGUAGUUUUUUUUUUAAAUUGUAUUAUUUCACACAAAGCCAAUGGAUUUGGGCGUGAGAAAUGAGCAGUAAGCCUGCUCGGAGGCGAUAAGGCUGGGAGGGGAGAUGCCCUUGACUGUGGGGGGAGUGGAGGGGGAGGCAAGUGUAACAGUGUGAUCCUGUUGGCAGGGCAGGCUGGGAUGCAGCAGCUCUGCAGCCUCCGCAGGCUCACUUCAUCCCAGCAGCAGCAGCACAAGCCCAAAGGACGAGGACGAGCGACAGUCUGGUUGUGGAGCUGCUGCCGGACCUGACAGGAGGCCUCGCCCCAGGCAGGAGGACAUCAACAAAGGUGCGGAUAGGCUCUACUCAAAGCUGACAUCAUGGCCAUCGCCCUGUGAAGCGCUCUAGACUCGGACCCAGAGGACACAAUAAUGACGGAGCGUGAGGAGUCCGAGUUGUCCGCGUCCCUUCACAAGGAGGACGGCCUGUCCAGCGAGACGGAGGAGCCAGAGGAGAGCUCAGAGUUCAUCCAGCCACCCGCCAACGUGGACGCCGUCGACUGCGCGUCCCGGUCCAAGUACUUGCCCAAGGCGGGCAAGUCGGCGCUCAACCGGCCCGGUUCGUACACUGAGACGUCGGCGGUGCGGCGUAACAAGAAGGUGGCGAGGAGAAAGCCUGUGGGCUACUUGUCCUCCAGGCUGGCUCAGCUCGGCGUGCCUAGCAGGAAGUACCUGGCGCUCAUCCUGCAGGACUCACGCUGCUUCCUGUUCUGCAUGUGCUACUUGACUUUCAUCCAGUCCCUCAUGGUGUCCGGUUACCUCAGCAGUGUCAUCACCACCAUCGAGAAGCGCUAUAGCCUCAGGAGCUCAGAGUCAGGCCUCCUGGUCAGCUGCUUCGACAUCGGCAGCCUUCUGGUGGUCGUCUUCAUUAGCUACUUUGGUGGGCGGGGCCAGAGGCCACGCUGGCUUGCGGUGGGUGGGGUCUUCAUUGCCGUGGGCGCCGCCCUCUUCUCCUUACCUCACUUCAUCUCCCAGCCCUACCAGAUCAAGGAAGUCAACUCAUCCUUGGCCAAUGAGGGUCUGUGCAUGAACAGCAACGCCACUGGCAGGGACCGAGUGGACAUCACUUCCUGUCCCAGGGACCAGGAGGGCAAUGAACACAACCUCUAUGUGGCGCUCUUCAUCAUCGCGCAGAUUCUGGUUGGUAUGGGCUCCACGCCCAUCUACACCCUGGGCCCGACCUACCUGGACGACAACGUCAAGAAAGAGAACGCCUCGCUCUAUCUAGCCAUCAUGUACGUUAUGGGAGCGCUGGGCCCGGCCGCCGGCUACCUGUUGGGUGGCGUCCUCAUCGGCUUCUACGUGGACCCCAAGACUGCGGUCAACAUUGAUCAGAGUGACCCCCGCUUCAUCGGAAACUGGUGGAGCGGUUUCCUGCUGUGCGCCGUGGCCAUGCUGCUGGUCAUCUUCCCCAUGUUCACCUUCCCGAAGAAGCUGCCGCCCCGACACAAGAAGAAGAAGAGGAGGAAAAAGUUGAGUUUGGACGAGCUGUCCAGCGACGACGACGUCCUGAAAGAGAAGAGCAACAACGGCAAGAGCCAAGGGGUCACCUCGUCCAUGGGCUUUGGGAAGGACAUCAAAGACCUUCCCAAGGCGGCCGUGAGGAUCCUGAGCAACAUCACCUUCUUGUUUGUCAGUCUGUCCUACACGGCCGAGAGUGCCAUUGUCACCGCCUUCAUCACUUUCAUCCCCAAAUUCAUCGAGUCGCAAUUCGGCAUCCCCGCCUCCAGCGCCAGCAUCUACACAGGCCUGAUCAUCGUGCCAAGCGCGGGCGUGGGCAUCGUGCUGGGCGGCUACAUCAUCAAAAAGCUCAAACUAGGCGCCCGUGAAUCAGCCAAGCUCGCCAUGAUCUGUAGCGGCGUGUCUCUGCUCUGCUUCUCCACGCUCUUCAUCGUGGGCUGCGAUAGCAUCAACCUCGGUGGGAUCAACAUACCAUACACCACAGGGCCGACGCUUACCAUGACACAGAGGAACCUGACGGGAGGUUGCAACGUCAACUGUGGCUGCAGAAUCCACGAGUACGCUCCGGUCUGCGGCUCUGACGGCAUCACAUACUUCAACCCCUGCCUGGCCGGCUGCGGCAGUGUUUCUAACGACAGCAGCGGCGUUCGUAACUACUCAGACUGCGCCUGCGUCCAGAGCCGUCAGGUCAUCACGCCGUCGUCCAGCGGGCCGGGCGGCAACCAGCUGCAAUUGGUCAUAGUCAAGACAUACCUCAACGAGAACGGAUACGCCGUGUCUGGGAAGUGUGACCGCACCUGCAGCACCCUCAUUCCCUUCCUAAUCUUCCUCUUCAUCGUCACGCUCAUCACCGCCUGCGCUCAGCCCUCCGCCAUCAUCGUCACCCUCAGGUCGGUCGCUGAGCAAGAGAGACCGUUUGCUUUGGGGAUGCAGUUUGUCCUCCUCAGGACUCUCGCCUACAUCCCGACUCCCAUUUACUUUGGCGCCGUGAUCGACACCACGUGCAUGUUGUGGCAGCAGGACUGCGGCGUGCACGGCUCGUGUUGGGAGUAUGACGUGACGUCGUUGCGCUUCGUGUACUUUGGCCUGGCCGCCAGCCUCAAGUUCCUGGGCUUCAUCUUCAUCUUCCUGACGUGGUACUCCAUCAAGUAUAGGGAGGAGCGCGUGGAGCGAUGGCUGAAGCACCACCUGUCGCCCGUUGACACGGUGGGCAGUCUUGUGUGUCACCCGGGGGGCCACAAGGGCCAUGCCCGCACACGCUCCUGCCCCGUCAACAUACCCAGGAGCGACCACGCCAUUCACCCUGCUGGCAUGCCGCCACGCGCCGGAGUCCUCAACCGUGGUGUCAGCACUCAGAGUUGCCCGGGCAAUGAGUUGAAAGCAAUAACCCCGCCCCCUCCUGCCAUUGUACCUCCACCUGCGCCGGCCCGCUCUUUGGAGCACGUCUCAGUCCGGGUCUGACUUUCACUUUUAAGAGGCGGACGAGAAGCCAAUCAGCUUCGGACCUAAGGGGCAGUGGGCGGUGCCAACGAUGGCGAAGAGGAGCCUUGUCCUGAUGGAUCUCUGCUUAUUGAGCCGCCAUGGCGUCCAUUGCUCAUGAUGCUCCGCCCCCUUCAACUGGGCUCCAUGUGCCUUGUGUCACCUCACAGCGCCCGCACUCCCUCAGGUGGACUGUGGCCCCACCUACACAUACCUCAAUUCAAACUGCCCCCACCCCCUUUCCCUGCUGCAUUUGGUUCCUUCACCUUGAAUACUGGCGAGGACUUGACGGCCAUUUUGAAGACUCUUAACUGACUGGCUAUGAAGCUCCAUCCCCACCGUCCCUGCCUGACACAAUGACAUAAUGGCACAAUGAAGGCAAGAAGUGUGUUACACACACACACACACACACACACACACACACGUGAGGAGAUUAAUGGUUGAACCUGGAAAAAAAAAGUGAAUGUUUUAGUAUUCCUGUCCAUCCUCUUUUUGAUUCACUUCCUGUCGUCUUCACGGGCACAUACACACACGGUUUACUAACUCGCUGGCGCUGGUCAAAUCUGGGCGUCACCAACCGCAGAGUCACUAAAGUUUGUGCUGUCACACUCUGGCUAGCUGGUCUUUAUUAAAAACACAUCCUCUGCUGAUUGGUUGAGCUGCCUUGACGUCACAUUAUGCAGCAUUCAGUCAGUCUUGCCCAUGUGGCGACACCUACUGGUAACAUGUACAAUUGCAACUAAAAAACAUGCUGUGUCUUAAAUGGAAUACUUGUGUCAGUACACUUCUGUAAGUAUGCUGUGUACACUGCGUGCUUAGUUUCUGAUUGUGUGAAUUUUGACAGUCACAAAUCCAUUACUGUUAUUGUAGCAGAAUUGACAAUAAUAAUAGUUACCUUCUCUUCUUUUUGUUAUGAAUUGCAGCCGCUGAAGUUAGUCCACCCCCAUUCCACUACGUUACCAAGAUGGUGUCUAUUGAGGGUGCUGAGUGUCCAACGCUGAGCACUCACUAUCUUGACGACAAAAUCCGGGUAAUGACAGUGACAUGCACUCAAGAAAAUUGUAUUGUAUGUAAGUAAAUACUUAUGCACUCAAGGGACUUAGUGUAAGUACACUUUUGGCACUCAAGUGACUUAGUGUCAGUAAACACUUGGCACUCAAGUGACUGAGUACAUACGUAUACACUCAAGAGACUAAGUGUUAAGUACACACUUAUGCACCAAAAACAGUGAAUGUACAGUCGAAGACUAAGUGUACAAUAAGUUAUACAGUCAAAGGACUACGUGUAAGUGCACACAAUAGGUUUAAGUACAAACCCCGUUUCCAUAUGAGUUGGGAAUUUGUGUUGGAUGUAAAUAUAAAGGGAAUACAUCCAUCCAUCCAUCCA
Messenger RNA from Nerophis ophidion (straightnose pipefish), 4447 nucleotides. RefSeq names its product solute carrier organic anion transporter family member 5A1-like. The record is from RefSeq and is a predicted model, not a curated record. Gene Ontology annotation, molecular function: protein binding. Lineage: Eukaryota; Metazoa; Chordata; Actinopteri; Syngnathiformes; Syngnathidae. Gene Ontology annotation, cellular component: membrane. The transcript has 10 exons. Bases 494 to 3043 code for a protein of 849 amino acids. Gene Ontology annotation, biological process: transmembrane transport; sodium-independent organic anion transport.